Molecule: messenger RNA, 1095 nt
Organism: Lachancea dasiensis
Lineage: Eukaryota; Fungi; Ascomycota; Saccharomycetes; Saccharomycetales; Saccharomycetaceae
Source: the annotation of a GenBank genome assembly
AUGAACCAAGUUGGCGAUGUGCUAGAAUCUUGGCCAUCAGAUCUGUUUGAAAUUCGAACAACUUCUUAUGGGGGCCGUGCUUGUUUUGCGACGCGCGACAUUCCGGCAGAUACUGAGGUCUUGGUGAUAAAUCGUAGUUUGGGAAACUCUAUAUGUCAUGAGUUUCGCAAGGAGGUUUGUAGUUCGUGCUUUCAGUACGAAUAUGGUCGCACGAUGAAGGUGAGGCUCCCUCGAGGCUAUUCUCAAAUCGCCCCAAAAGGCGCUGGUUUAUGGUUUUGCAACGAAGGUUGCCGAGGUCAGUUCUUAAGUCAAGACCAUAUAAAACACCUAGUCGAGGCCUAUGAAACUUUAGAACAAAAUUGGGUAUCCCAGAGAUCAAAAAGGAAAGCGGAAGAGUCCGCCGAAAAUAUUGAGUAUGCCGUCGAGAUCACGGCUGCAGACGUCGAUAGGGCAUGGAACCGGUUAGAGUGUGAAUGGGUCCAAAAGGUUGCUCUUCUCAAACUCUCCCGGAGGUCGUGUUUCUUGCCUGUUAUCGACGAGGCCGAAUUUGCUUGUGCAAGGUUUGUCACUAACUGCCUAUUUACACUUCUGACGGCGGAUGAGAACAGCCCCCAGAUACUUGCGUUCCAAUGCCUCCAGUCAAAUGAGCUGCCGAAAAUCCAGAAAUUUCCACCUCUGUUGCAACUUCAGCAGAAUGUAUACAAAACCUUAAAAAUACUACUACCGCCUUUUCUAAAUUCUGCACUGAACAUUGAAAUCUUUCGACAUAUUUUGGGAUCUGAAUACGGGAACUCUUUUGGUAUAUGGCAACUAGAAGAGGAUAGUGACAGCAGAGAAUAUCUAGGAUAUUGGGUCCUGCCCGAGGCCUCUUUUUUCAACCAUUCGUGCGCCCCGAACCUUGAAAAAUGUCGUCGAGGAAACUGCAUGACCUUCAAGUUAACCACACCUGUGCAUAAGAAUCAAGAGCUAUGCGUGGACUACAAAGGAAUAUUACACUUGCCAGUCCAAGAAAGGCGUAACGUUUUGAAAGAUAACUGGUUUUUUGACUGCGGGUGCGAUCGGUGCCUCUCCGAAACCUUGGUGAAGAAAGCCUAA